Molecule: messenger RNA, 348 nt
Organism: Lodderomyces beijingensis
Lineage: Eukaryota; Fungi; Ascomycota; Pichiomycetes; Serinales; Debaryomycetaceae
Source: the annotation of a GenBank genome assembly
AUGUGGAUAAAUGUGAACAUCGCCAGUGGACUAAACAUCUCGUCCCGAAUCCAACACACGUUGAUGUACGCACGAACCCUAGCAACGUCAACGUCGCGAUCAGCACUCAGAAAUGCACCCUCGUUAGAAGAAUUCAUGUUCCAACGCAAAGUCAAGGGCAUCUACAGAUUGGUCUUGCGGCAAAUUUACAAGCAUCACGAACGAGAUGACUUGGUGCGAUUUAUCCGCGAUGAGUUCAAAACUAACUCUACCCAGAGAGAUUUACAACAUCGCAAGUAUCUUUUGUCUCAGGGUAUAAACCAGAUUAAUCAAAUGAGCGCAAGUUUGGGGUUGAAUGUUCGUGUAUGA